GAAGCUUUCCAAAACCAACGGACGCUCUCCCCCCUCACAGCUUCUCAGAACAUUUCUCGAGUACAUCUGACGCUGUACCGAGCUCAUUACAUCACUGCACCAGUAUUACGACGUCUCCAUCUCGUCCCCUCGCAUCCACAUCCCCACCCAAAAUGGGCGCAGACAUUCCCUCGGAGCAGUGGGCUCAGGUCAUUGAGAAGACCGGUGGUCCCGUGGUCUACAAGAAAAUCCCCGUCCAGAAGCCCGGUCCCGAUGAAGUGCUCAUCAACAUCAAGUACUCGGGCGUCUGCCACACGGACCUGCACGCCAUGAUGGGCGACUGGCCCCUCGAUACGAAGCUGCCGCUGGUCGGUGGCCACGAGGGCGCCGGCAUCGUCGUCGCGCGCGGCGAGCUCGUCAGCGAGGUCGAGAUUGGCGACCACGCCGGCGUCAAGUGGCUCAACGGAUCCUGCCUCGCGUGCCCGCACUGCCUCAACGCCGACGAGCCGCUGUGCCCCAAGGCGCUGCUCUCGGGCUACACGGUCGACGGCUCGUUCCAGCAGUACGCCAUCGCCAAGGCGGCGCACGUGGCGCGCAUCCCCAAGGAGUGCGACCUCGAGGCCGUCGCGCCCGUGCUCUGCGCAGGCAUCACCGUCUACAAGGGCCUCAAGGAGUCGGGCGCGCGCCCGGGCCAGUCGGUCGCCAUUGUCGGCGCCGGCGGCGGCCUCGGCUCGCUGGCGCUGCAGUACGCCAAGGCCAUGGGCCUCAAGUCGAUCGCCAUUGACGGCGGCGCCGAGAAGGGCAAAAUGUGUGCCGAGCUCGGCGCCGAGACGUACGUCGACUUCACGUCGAGCAAGAACCUCGUCGACGAGGUCAAGGCCGCGACCCCUGACGGCCUCGGCCCCCACGCCGUCCUGCUCGUCGCCGUCUCCGAGAAGCCCUUCCAGCAGGCGAGCGAGUACGUCCGCAGCCGCGGCACCGUCGUCUGCAUCGGUCUGCCGGCCAACGCCUACCUCAAGGCGCCCGUCUUCGACACAGUCAUUCGCAUGAUCACCAUUCGCGGCAGCUAUGUCGGCAACCGCGCCGACACGGCCGAGGCGCUCGACUUCUUCCGCCGCGGGCUCAUCAAGGCGCCGUUCAAGACGGUGGGCAUGAGCAAGCUGCAGGAAGUGUUCCACCUGAUGCAGGAGGGCAAGAUUGCGGGUCGCUACGUCAUUGACACGAGCAAAUAGUUUUUUUCUCUAGGGAACGCGAUGUAACAUGGGUGAAUGGACGGCGUGGAGUUGAGGCGAGCGAGGCGAGCGAGUCGACUGGUUUGUGGCCGAGUCGGUCCCUGACGUUGUCAUGAACAAAAUUGAACUUAUACUUUGUUACGAA
This is a messenger RNA of Verticillium alfalfae VaMs.102, 1356 nucleotides long. Its product is annotated as alcohol dehydrogenase. The transcript has 2 exons. Lineage: Eukaryota; Fungi; Ascomycota; Sordariomycetes; Glomerellales; Plectosphaerellaceae. Bases 153 to 1211 code for a protein of 352 amino acids. Gene Ontology annotation, molecular function: zinc ion binding; oxidoreductase activity. The record is from RefSeq and is a predicted model, not a curated record.